Messenger RNA from Candidozyma haemuli, 2187 nucleotides. It is a transcript of the gene GYP7, whose product is annotated as Gyp7p. Bases 1 to 2187 code for a protein of 728 amino acids. Lineage: Eukaryota; Fungi; Ascomycota; Pichiomycetes; Serinales; Metschnikowiaceae. Gene Ontology annotation, biological process: activation of GTPase activity. Gene Ontology annotation, molecular function: GTPase activator activity. The transcript has 2 exons. The record is from RefSeq and is a predicted model, not a curated record.
AUGAGCAAGGUUGAGCUCUUGUACGCCAAAAGUAAGGCGUACCUCCACCCGUCGUCGUCUAAUAAAGAUAACGCCUUCGGGCCUUCUACCAAUAAGGAUAUCUUGCUUAGUUAUACGCCAGAGAACAUGCUUUCUGCUGAAGAACUUAAGGUCUACAAGGAGGUCGAUAUGGCUGAGUGUGUGAUCGACUCAAUGGGCAAGUUGCUGCUUGAAACGCCGAAAAAGGCUAAGGAUAUCAAUAGAUCCGUUAGAAGACCUCCCCAGAGCUCGGGCGCAGGCUACUGCUUCUCCUUGCCUUUGCAGCUUGUCUAUAUGAUCCAGGUCCGCUUGCCAUCGUUGGGAUGGUGGUACGGAUCGGUUAUUUUGCAUACCAAGACGGGCGAGAAGAUGCCUGCGGUGUUUUUUCAUGAUGACGAGUCGCCGCUGACUCUUGAGCGCCAGAAACUCAUGAAUAAGCUGUUUGAUCCGUUUGGCGAGGACGGCCAGAUGUUCUGGGGCGGCCAGGACCUUAUCAAGAACCUCAGGAGGUAUAUAAACGUGGAAAAGCUGACCGUGGAGCCUUCGGCGUACUUGGUGGACCCGCUGAGCUCUGAUUUGGCCAACUUUGCGCCUUUGAAGGAGCAAAAGAAGGAGAAACAGGAGCCUUUCAAGUUGCCAGAUGUGAAUAAGAUGUUUGCCACGGCCAAAUGGCGUGUUUUGGAGACUGUGGCUUCUUUUGGUCAGAAAACAAAGAACCUGGUUGUCGAUAUGGUCGAUGACCAUGUGCCUGAGGUUGUGGUCAAGCUGGUUUUGAGCAAGCCUGAGGUGAAGAAGAUCAGUAAUGAUUUCGAUAGUGCCAGGGUCUAUUUGGCUAAGUGGGCUGCUCAGGUUAAAGAAGAGGCUGAGAACUCCCAGCGUAAGUUUAUGUUGGAAGACUCAGUCUACAAUAGAAUCAACAAAGAACUUCGUGACGGGCUGGAGAUUUUGACGCCAGAGGAAAUCAGCAACGCUUCUAGAAGGAAACCUAUAAGUAAGGUGGAAUGGGACGGUUUUUUUGAUCACAAGGGCCGUCUUACAUUGACUGUGGACGAAGUGAAGUUCCGUAUCUUCCACGGCGGUUUAGAAGAAGAGACAAGGAAAGAAGCCUGGUUGUUCUUGCUUGGUGUAUACCCUUGGGACUCGUCUGCGGCAGACCGUAAGACUCUUCGUGAGAGCCUUGAAACGAGCUACCAUGACUACAAAAAGAGGUGGGUUGACGACGAGGAGAAACGCCAGGAUCCUUUCUGGAAAGACCAGAAGUUGCGUAUCGAGAAGGAUAUCCACAGAAACGACCGCCACUUGCCUCUUUUCCAAAGAAAGAAGCCUGAUGUUCCCAACUUGUCAGCGCACAUUGCUGAUUCUUUUGAUGCUGGUGCCGCCGAUACGAGAGAGUCACUGCCUGAAACUCCAGACGAAGACGAGGAAGAGAGCGAGUGGGACCUUGCGCAUAUCGAGAACCCACACUUAUUCGCCAUGCGUGAAAUAUUGUUAACCUUUAACGAGUACAACGUCAACCUUGGUUACGUUCAGGGCAUGACAGACUUGCUUUCGCCAAUCUAUGUGAUCUUGCAGGACGAGGUUUUGUCGUUCUGGGCCUUCAGUGGAUUCAUGGAAAGAAUGGAAAGGAACUUUGUCAGAGAUCAAAGUGGUAUGAAACAUCAAAUGGAUGUGCUCAAUGGCCUCUUGCAGUUUAUGCUUCCUGAUCUUUUCAAGCAUUUGGAGAAGUGUGAAUCAACUGACUUGUUCUUCUUCUUCCGUAUGCUUCUUGUCUGGUACAAGCGUGAGUUUGAAUGGGACGAUGUUUUGACUUUAUGGGAAGUUCUCUUCACUGACUACUACUCCAGUCAGUUCCAUUUGUUCUUUGCAUUGUCUGUUCUUUCCGACAAUAAGAGAAUCAUCAUGCAGAACUUGAGACGCUUUGACGAGGUCUUGAAGUACAUGAACGAGCUUUCCGGAAAAAUGAAACUCAAUGAUUUAUUGACUCGUGCCGAGUUGUUGUUCCUUCGGUUCAAGAGAAUGAUUGCGCUUAUUGAUCGGGAAAAUCUGCAGCGCCACGAAGGCGGGGAUCUUUACGAAGUGAAUGUGAACCCAGAUUUACGAGAAUUACUCAGCCGCAAGCUCGUUAUACAAAAAGAAGUGGAAAGACCGGAAGGAGUCGGUGGAGGUUAG